Acanthosepion pharaonis is the source of this 975-nucleotide messenger RNA. The record is from the annotation of a GenBank genome assembly. NCBI's taxonomy places the organism in Eukaryota, Metazoa, Mollusca, Cephalopoda, Sepiida, Sepiidae.
AUGUUUCGCAACUAUUUUCUAUCGAUAAACAUGACAUCUUCUCAGCAUUCUUUCCUUAUUGUCUUUUAUUCGCCCCCUCUUUGUUCUUUACUCCCUUCUUUCUUGCGUUUUCCUUCCUAUGUUCACCCCUCUUUUAUUCUUCGAGUUCUUCCUUUUAUCUUCCUUUUAUCUUACUUCUUUUUUCCUAUAUCCAUUCCAACACACUUCCUUCAUCAUUCUUUCGUUCCCCAACCCCUUCAUAUUCCCUUUCUUUCUGCAUUCAUCUGCCUCUCUUUUCCCCUUCUUUCUCACUCUUUUCGUUACUCUCUUCCAUCUCGUUACUCCUUCCUUCUUUCCUUCAUUUUUUAUUUCUUCUCUCUCAAUUCUUUUUCUUUCCUUUCUAACCUUUCUUUUUUCAUCCUUCCUUCCAUGAAUUUUUCUUUUAUAUUCCUUCUCUUCCAUUGUUUCCUCUUCUGUCCCUCUUCUGUGUUACGUCCAUUGCUUUUUCUUUUCUUUCCUUCUUUUCUUCUUUCUGUCCUUCUUUUCCACUCCCCUUCUUCCUGUAUUCUUACCUCCUAUUUUCAAUUGCUCAGUAUUUUAUCUCACUCUCCCUUCACCUCAUUUCCUUCACUACCGCUCUUUCCUUACUGGUCAUCCUUCCUUCAUUUUUCCUUUCUUCCUUCUUUAUUUUCUUCCACUUUACUUCCUUCUUUCUCAUCACUCCGUUUCUUCCUGAAUUCUUUCUCCUUGAUUCGUUUCUUUCUCUUUUUCUUCCUUCCUUCCUUCCUUCCUUCCUUCCUUCCUUCCUUCCUUCCUUCCUUCCUUCAUUCAUUCUUUUCUAUCCUCAUUCUUCUUCCAUUCUUUCUUUCACUAUUCGUCCGCUCUAUCUCUCUCUCUUCGACGCAUCCUUCUUUUUCAUUCUCUCCUCUUUUCUUACUCCCUCCCCCUUUCCUCACUUCAUUGCAAAAUGAUCAUAGCACAAAACGAAAUUUCUAA